This is a messenger RNA of Cuscuta epithymum, 5102 nucleotides long. The record is from the annotation of a GenBank genome assembly. NCBI's taxonomy places the organism in Eukaryota, Viridiplantae, Streptophyta, Magnoliopsida, Solanales, Convolvulaceae.
CUGAAUUGUACUUUAUUUGAAAUUUGAAAAAGGUAGCAAGUUAGAGUUAAUGCCUGCCAAACGAAUUGUCCUUUUACAUAGUAUACAACUAGCGUGAAUAGAUGGCAAUUCAAUUUAAGUGAUUCUGCAGUAAAACUUUUUGGAGCUAAAUACUAUUAAAGCAUACGGAGUAUGAAUGGUUUAUUUGUCUCAGUGUACUGUCUAUUCAGACUUCAUGUCACAAAAAAUUGGACAUUGCAUACUAUUAACCACUGGGUAAUUUGUGUACAUAAUAAGAUCUAUGUACUGAUUGAAGCAUAAAUACAGCAGAAUGUUAACAUCACACAAAGCAUUUGCAUUGAGAGAGAGGGUUGUAGGAGCCAGUGAAGUUCCUUCGCAUUCCAAAGGCGGGGAGGACUGCAAAAAAAACCAUGAAGAGGUAUAUCAUGUCCCUGUUACAACUCUUUUAAUUAAUAAGAUGCAAGUAUUUCAUGUCUGCAUUUUUGUGUUCGUAUGAGGGCGAGGCUAAAAUUCACUAAAACUUGACAAGGAGGACAUAUAUAUCCAUCAACGGUAAUCAAUGACAACCUACUUAUUGUAACUCCGUCCCGCCUCCUCUGCAACCCGUGCAGCCGGCGGUAUACGAACUCUAUGCGGAGAUUCCUCUGUUCCGUCUCUUGGAGACUUCUUCAUCGAAGCCUUCAAAACAAAAAGCAGUCCCGUCCUUCUCCUUUCCUCUAGUGCAGAGAGAAUUCCAUCCAGCUCUGAGGGACGAAUGGAUUGUCAGUUGCACCAAUCCGAAGUUAUUAUAGUCUGAAGGGGCGAUCCAUAGAGUACGGUCUCUGUAAAUCCUAUCGCUGGCUGUAAUCGCAGCGACGAGAGGCAAUUCUCUCCAGUCCCCAUUUCUCCUUCCAGACUUCCUGCCUCCUGAGUUCUGACCGACGCCCACCAUCCUCGUCGACCGCCAACGCGUCUGACCACCCGCAGACUCACUCACUCACACGCUAAUUGAGACCCUGCAAUUUUCUUUCUUCAGCAACCAUUUUUUGUCUCAAUUCUCAAGGGAGACAAAUGGUAUUCAGGAGGUUUCACUUGAGUAGUCUAUUGGCAGUGGAAACUUGAGGAUGGCUGUUAUGGAUAAGGACUAUGAGGAUGCUAUUUGCAGGCGUACCAGAGCAAGGUAUUCACUUGCUGGAUUUUCUCUUGAUGAACUAGAGACAUUCCUUCAGGAAACUGAUGACGAGGAUGAUAUUCAGAAUGUUGAUGAUGAAGAAGAGUACAGAAAGUUUCUAGCAGCAGUUUUACAGGGGGUAGAGGGAAGCUCAAUCAAACCGCAAGAAAAUGAAAAUGUGGAAGAUGAGGAUGAAGACAAUGAUGCUGAUUUUGAGCUUGAAAUAGAAGAGGCAUUGGAGAGUGACCUUGAUGAAAAUCUGAAGGGUGAUAAUGUAGAGUGUGAAGCUAUUGAACAGCGGCCCAAAACUAGGCUAAGUAGGCGCCGAAAAUCUUCUAACAAACAUAAGAAGAAGGUUUCAGAAGCAUUAAGUAGGCCAUUACGCCCAAUCUUGCCAUAUUCACCGAUUCCUUCAUGCGCUCCUAUUGCUGGGAGAGGCUUGGUUCAUAGUCCAAUACCACCACUCGGUCUCCGUUCACCCACUCAUGAACUUAUUAUAAAUGGAUUUACUCCAUAUCAGAUAGGACAGCUUCACUCGUUGAUACAUGAGCAUGUUCAACUUCUAAUUCAGACAUUUUCUAUCUGUGUUCUUGACCCUGUAAGACAACACAUUGCUUCUGAUGUUCAGAAAUUGAUCUCUGAAUUACUGUGUAAGCGCAAUGAAAUGUUAGGACAAGUAAGGGCACCAUACCCGCAAUUGUGCUUCACACCUAAUUAUAUUCAUUCUUCAAUAGCUUCUGAGGUUCCAGAUACUUCUCCUUCAAGUGGACAGCUAGUACAUAGCUCAAUUGAACAGGAUGGAUGCUCACAAACUCCCCAGGGCUCCUCCUGGAUGCCUUACGUUGGUGAAAAAACAAUUUCUGUUCUUGAUGUGGCUCCUCUCAAGUUGAUAGGGAAAUUUGUAGAUGAUGUUUUAAAUGUUGUACAAGAGGGCAAGAGGAGAUCACUAGGAGCCACUGAUGAAGAUAAUGCUGAAAAUGUUCCGCUCUUUCCUGCAUGUAAUAGGCAGCAAUCUGCUGAAACAAAUUGCCAUGCUUUGUCAUCUUCAACUGCAUCAAAAAAGACAUUGGCUGCUUCACUUGUAGAAAGGGCAAAAAAGCAAUCAAUCGCACUUGUUCCAAAGCAGAUUGCUAUGUUAGCCAAGCAGUUCUACCCGUUAUUUAACCCGGUCCUGUAUCCUCAUAAGGCACCUCCUGCGGCUGUGGUGAAUCGGGUACUCUUCACUGAUGCAGAGGACAAAUUACUGGCUUUGGGAUUGAUGGAGUACAAUACUGACUGGAAGGCUAUUCAACAACGGUUUCUUCCUUGCAAAUCUAAGCAUCAGAUUUUUGUCAGGCAGAAGAACCGUUCAUCAUCUAAGGCACCUGAAAAUCCAAUAAAGGCUGUCAGAAGAAUGAAGAACUCCCCAUUGACUGCAGAAGAGUUUGCUCGAAUUGAGGAAGGUUUGAAAGUAUUUAAACUUGACUGGAUGUCAGUGUGGAAGUUUAUCGUUCCGUAUAGAGAUCCUUCUUUGCUACCUCGGCAAUGGCGUAUUGCUGCUGGAACUCAAAAGUCAUAUCGAUCAGAUGCAAUUACAAAGGAAAAAAGGCGUUUACAUGACUCACAAAAAAGAAAGUGCCAGGCUGCAACCUUGGGAAGUUUGCACCCACCAUCUCAAAAACUGGAUGAUGCUGCUGAUAAAAAUAUUGAAGAGCAGAGCAAUGCAGAUGAUGAUUGUACAGACAAAGAUGGUGAAGCAUAUGUUCAUGAGGCUUUUUUAGCAGAUACAAGUGCCGACAUUCCAACCAUCUGUGCAAAAGCUUCUUUUCCUGAUGUAGUAGUUGGUGAAAGUUGUCCUUAUCCGCAACAAGUGGUUGCUUCUGAAGUUGGAAGGGGGGCAAAUGAAAAUGGGUGUAGAGACCAUCUACCCCAAAUCAUUAACAGGCCAUCUUCCACUGAGGUAGUGUAUAUGCGUCCAUAUCGAGCUAGAAAAAGUAGCACUGCCCGUCUAGUCAGAUUAGCCCCAGAACUUCCUCCUGUUAAUCUCCCCCCUACUGCUCGUGUCAUGUCACGCUCUGACUCAAAAACCUACCAAAAUGCUUUACCACAUACAAAGGUUUCUGCUAGUGCUAAAGUUGCGAAUGCUGCAAUUGAAGUUGGGAGUAACACUGCCAAUAAUACUAGGACUCAGCUUCAUGAGGAUCCUGAAGCCAUCAGGGAAAGACACGUGGCAGAAGAAAAGGAUGGCCCUGAUCUUCAGAUGCAUCCGCUACUCUUUCGGGCUGCCAAAGACUGUAGCUCACUGUAUUGUCCAGUAAAUUCUGGUCCUGAUGCAAAUAGUUCACCCCAGCUAAAUCUAAGUUUUUGUCGCCAAACAAACAAUUCUUUUAACUUUUUGAACAAGGCUUUGAAGCCUAUUGGAAAAGUGUCUACAUCAUCUGGUCUUAGCUUUCAUCCACUUUUACAAAGAACCACUGAUGGAAAUUCUGUUGUUCAACCCUCUGCUAGUUCAGACCUACCAAGGGAAAGGCUUACUCAACCUAUUGCAAAUCGUAAUGAACAACCUGAUCUUGAAAUGCAUUGGAGUCUUUCGUCAAAAAAACAGACCACUUUCGGAAGAAGCGUUACGAGAUUGUCAAAAAGCAAUUUCGAAACUGAAGUGAAUUCUCGAAGUACUUUAAACAGAAUCAGCAGUGGCCUUGAUUCAAGUGCUCAACUGAUAGGCACAUCCUAUGAGACUGAUAUGGUAGACAAUGUUGAUGACAUAUUGGGCCAAGGAAUUGUGAUGGAGCAGGAAGAGUUGAGCGACUCUGAUGAGGAAGAAGAAAAUGUGGAAUUUGAAUGUGAGGAGAUGACAGAUUCAGAGGGAGAGGAGGUGAUACCUCAACCUAUGCAGAUCACUGGUGGACAAGCCAAGGAGAGAGGUAGAGUCUCUAGUGAUGAGGAAAACUCGGAUGAAGAUGCACCACCAGUUACACGUGGCAUUUCAAUAGCCAAUUUCUGUAACCCCUCCAAUGAUACCGUUAUGACUCAGCCAGGACCCAGUUCUUCCUCUCUUGAUUUGAAUUCAUUUCCACCUGUUUCACGAAAAACACAUCCCAAGGAUGAUACCACCAGACACAGUGUUGGUUCUGCUUGCAAAGUUCAAAAGCCCUCUGUUGGUUCCAGAAAACCUGGAGUGAAUCUUAAAACAGAAAAGAAGCCUGCAGCAGGAAACAAGCGGAAAGAGUUGAAUUCGGUUUCUUUUAUAUCCCCACCCAAACAACCAAGAAGACGUGCACGUAACACAGAUUCUAUAUCUGAGGUUGGACAUUCUAAAAAAGGAAUAGGAUCAGGCAUAGAAAGCUCAAAGAAAGACAAUGGAGUUGAAAUUACUUGAAUCUAUACAAAACUCUCUUCAAGAGAAACCUCAUUGAAAGCUCUUAGUAAAAGGAUGUCUUCAUCAGUUUAUCCUCAGAAUAUAAUGUCUAUUUUUACAAGACACUUGAGGUUCUGGGCUGGUUCUAGACAUUAGUUCCAGUGGGAUGAUUUCUGACAAUUGUUCAUAAUUUAUCUCUCAAAUGAGAGAAAGAGAACAUCCAAAAGGUUCAUGUGAAGACAAAAUUGUGUUUGGGGGCAGUGUGAACUGUGAACUCAGAGGGUAUCUUGGAAUUUUGAGCUAAAAGAAAUCCAGCUGCAUAAGCAAAGGUCUGGGUUGUUAAUAAAAAGCAAAGCUCUGGCUUUACUGUGUGAAUGCACUGCUUCGUGGUUUUGGUCCGGUCCUGUCCUGGAUCCGUUCGCCCUGAGCGAAAUUUUGUUGGACCCAAGAUCAGAACUGGUAAUUCCGGUUCCGUACUAGUUUUGGUCCCAGUUCAUAUUAAUAUUUUGGUUUUUUUUAGAUAAAAAAUGUGUAUAUUUAUAUUGUAAACAUGUAUGCAUUAUAUUGGAAUGAAUCUAUUUGUCAGAGUUAAUUACAUAUGAUGUAUAAUUUAAA